Messenger RNA from Physella acuta, 1657 nucleotides. Its product is annotated as adenosine receptor A3. NCBI's taxonomy places the organism in Eukaryota, Metazoa, Mollusca, Gastropoda, Physidae. Gene Ontology annotation, cellular component: membrane. The record is from RefSeq and is a predicted model, not a curated record. Gene Ontology annotation, biological process: G protein-coupled receptor signaling pathway. Gene Ontology annotation, molecular function: G protein-coupled receptor activity.
GCGAGGAAGUUGCGUCGCUUCCUGUGGACAUGAUGGUUCCUGCUCAGUCCUGGAUGACAUGGGUAGAUAAAGAUGUAGUAACUUCACAGACAGAUGGACAACUCGUCAGUUCCGGCUUUUAGGUUGUCUACAAGCUGAUUGGCUGCUGCACACGAGAGUUCACAAACUAAGAUCCUGAUUGGCUGACCUCGUGCGGCGCGUGCUAUGUUUCAUCCCUCUGACGUCGACUUACCGGAGCAGUGGGUAGCCGGCGAGCAAGACGCGUCAAUGAACAAUUACCCCGAGGUCAUCCUCGCCCACAACAUCUUUGUUAUCGUCGCCGCCCUCUUCAUCCCCAUGGCCUUGAUCUCCAACACCUUCAUCUUCUUCAGCAUCCUGCUGUACCCGGGGUUCUCCACCAGCCACCACGUCAUCAUGCUCUCCAUCGCAUGCUACGACUUCAUCAUCGGCGCCGUCGUCCUACCCGCCUUCAUGUUAUGCUACGCCUCUAAAACCACCAGCGCCUUGAUCGGUGGGAGCAAACACGCCUGCCUGUUUAAACUCUCCACGCCCAUGAUCUCAGCCGACGGCUCACUCUACUGCCUCAUGUUCCUGUCCAUCGACCGCUACCUGGCUGUCAGAUUCUCCCUGCGCUACCCCACCUGGAUCACCCCCCGGCGGGCCGCCUACCUGACCAUCGGGAUAGCCGUGUGUGUCUAUCUCCGGGCGUACCUCCCCAUGAUGGGGUGGAACAGGUACGACUACAGCAUCCCCGACCUGACAUCCCGCUGCAGCAGCUACCGGACCCUGUACCCCAGCUACGUCACGUGGGUCAUGGACGCCCCAAACUACUUCGCCAUCUGCGUGUCAAUCGCCGUCAGCCUGCAGCUCGGCUUCAUCUUUCUGCACCAGGUCGGCUCCUUCAGACGUCAGAGCACCGGCUGGACGAAUGAGCAGAGGCGGAGCUUCAAGCUGCGGGUGGGCAGCGUCAAGAUGAUCAUGGUGCUGAUGGUGCUCUACAUCCUGCUCACCUUCCCCUACCUGCUGGUGCCGCCUUUCAUCAACUACUCCGUCUUCCCCAAACACACCACCGAGGUCUUCAAGACCUGCGCCAUCCUCAUGACCUUCUCCAACGCCGUGGUCAAAGCUCCCGUCUACGCCAUCAUGCGGGGUGAGUACUGGGCCGUCUACAAGAGCAUGCUGACCAACGCCCCCUGCCGGUGGAAGCAAUGUCUGCAGGCCCUCCACCGCCAGAAAAAACCCUUCCAGGCGCGCCCCGAGGGCGCCAAACUCGCGGAUAAAAAGGAAAACCAGACCGAGGACGAGAGCCUACGAUCCCAGUCAAUCUUCGAGCACGCCGAGAAGGCACCGUCUGGGAGCAGCGUCAACCCGCCCUCCUUCCUGUAUGAUAAUGACUUCCUGGAGGGCAAGUUCUCCUCCCCAGUAGAUGUCAAGGUCAAGUGGAGGCCGAUGGAGAAAAUCAUCAAGGCCGUCAAGCGGGGGAGUAAGGAGAACAAGGCCUCAGAGGUCAGCUGGGGUCACAGUGUGUAGCCAGAGGUCAGCUGGGGUCACAGUGUGUAGCCCGACGGACAGCACGGCCAGUCAAUUGCUGUCGGCUGUCACACCAUUUAUGUUUGCUGUCAUACAUGUAUGUCUCUUACAAUCAAUAAAGUUAAUC